This is a messenger RNA of Erinaceus europaeus (western European hedgehog), 3507 nucleotides long. RefSeq names its product OTU deubiquitinase, ubiquitin aldehyde binding 2 (gene OTUB2). NCBI's taxonomy places the organism in Eukaryota, Metazoa, Chordata, Mammalia, Eulipotyphla, Erinaceidae. Gene Ontology annotation, molecular function: cysteine-type deubiquitinase activity; ubiquitin binding. The transcript has 6 exons. The record is from RefSeq and is a predicted model, not a curated record. Gene Ontology annotation, biological process: protein K48-linked deubiquitination; negative regulation of double-strand break repair. Gene Ontology annotation, cellular component: nucleus. The coding region runs from base 216 to 920 and encodes 234 amino acids.
CGUCGCGACUCGUGAUUGCUCGGCGCGGACGUCAGUCUCGGGGGCGUGUGUCUCGCUGGGACGCCGCGCAGCUCUCCGCUGGGCUCCGCGGAGCGGUCGGGUGGAUUCCGCGCUCGCCCUUCGCGCGCCAGGCCCGGCGCCCGCGCCCACGGCGGAGCCUCCCGCAUCGGAUCGCGCCUCGCUGGGCGGGAACUGGCCGGACGGCGGCGGCCACUAUGAGUGAAACAUCUUUCAACUUAAUAUCAGAAAAAUGUGACAUUCUAUCCAUUCUCCGAGACCACCCAGAAAACAGGAUCUACCAGAGGAAAAUCCAGGAACUCAGCAAAAGGUUCACAGCGAUCCGCAAGACCAAGGGGGACGGGAACUGCUUCUACCGGGCCCUGGGUUACUCCUACCUGGAGUCUCUGUUGGGCAAGAGCAGAGAGAUCCUCAAGUUCAAAGAACGUGUGCUGCAGACCCCCAAUGACCUUCUGGCUGCUGGCUUUGAAGAGCACAAGUUCCGUAACUUCUUCAAUGCUUUCUACAGUGUGGUGGAGCUGCUGGAGACCGACGGCUCAGUGUCCAGCCUCCUGAAGGUGUUCAACGACCAGAGCUCCUCAGACAGGAUCGUGCAGUUCCUGCGCCUGCUCACCUCAGCCUUCAUCAGGAACCGUGCGGACUUCUUUCGACACUUCAUUGACGAGGAGAUGGACAUCAAAGACUUCUGCACACACGAAGUGGAGCCCAUGGCCAUGGAGUGCGACCACAUCCAGAUCACGGCCCUGUCACAGGCUCUGAGCAUCGCACUGCAGGUGGAGUACGUGGACGAGAUGGACACAGCCCUGAACCACCACGUCUUCCCUGAGGCCGCCAUCCCUUCCGUUUACCUGCUCUAUAAAACAUCCCACUACAACAUCCUUUACACAGCUGAUAAACGUUGAUUCCUUCUGGGCCAUGCUGUGGAGCUUGUCACCUAAUGGGACUGCAUUCUGAACACAACAUGCCGGCUUCUCAGUUUUAAGUGAUUGGCACUGUAGUUAGAGAAUGUACAGCCUUUUGGGUGGAGCCGCUGAGAACCAGGCCCUGCCGUGUGGACUGUGGUGACUUGGUGACUACUUUAGUACUGGUUCUCACGGAGCAUCAAUGCUUUCUAACUCUGGGCUGGGAAGCUUCCACCGGCUUCUUCUCCCACUUCCCCAAGACCUCAAGGGGGCUAUUUCUUCACCUAGAGGCUCAUGCCAUCCUAAUGCUGUACAGACACAGGGUCAUUUUCCUCUGUGUAAAAAGCUCAAGGUCCGCUAACUUAAGUGACUUGCCAGUUUUGUAAGAAAAGACUCAAGUCCAAUCAGUUGUUGGACUCGACUUGGGUGGAUGGCUGACUAAAAGCACUGGCCAGCUGAGGCCAAUCUGAAAGUGGGCCCCUUGUGGUUCCAAGCAUUCAUGGUGCUUUCUGGCCCCCAACUUAAGGGGGCUAGAGGGAGUCUUUCACAUCAAAGUCUAAACCAAAGCUUUGAGCAGGAAGCUUCAGUUACUGGGCCUUCUUACCCAGGUCAGAACUGCUGGUCCUGUGGGGUAGGUCAUUUACCAUCCUGUCACCAGCACCACCUGGGCAGAGCUUGGGAAAUACCAGGGUCAGGACUUCCCAGAAUUCGUGGACCUUUGUCUAAUCAGGAAAUGCAGCUAUUACAUCACCCCAGUGAAUUCUGGACACACAGUCCAGAUACUCCACAAGGUGAACACGUUGUGCAUACAGCUGUGGACUACAGGCCAGCAAAUGUUUCACAAGACCACCCUUGGUGUCUUUUCUCCCCGCUGCUUCCCAGUUUACGGGCUGGUCAGAGGCAAGGGGGAAAGGACAGAAGAAAUAAGCUGGAGACACUUGAGUGGGGUAGACAGCUGCUGUGGAAGCAGCCUGGAGGUCUGGUCGGCAGCCUCCUUACCCAUCUGCCCACAUGCGACGUGAUGCUGAGUCUCUUCUGCAGGACCUCAAGGGGCGCUGGCUGAACUGGGGAACUGCUAGCAAGUCUUGCUCUUUAGGAAGACAUGGAGACUGCAGGAGGCGUGGGACUGUCCUUUGAGGGCGCCGCCUCCUCAGGCUGCCAACUCACAGGUUGCAUCUAGUAGGGUCGAUGAGAAGCUGCUAGUGCUUGGAGCAAGUCCACAGGCAGUCACACUGUGCACAAGGUAGGGACGGCCACUGAAACACCAGAGGUGUGGCCACAGCUUCCCUUCAUGGAGAGCAUGCCAGGAUGCUUUACUUCCGGGCAGGGAUCAGUUUCUCCUUCUACCCUCAUCUGGACUCUGGACCUAAGGGCUCAAGCUGAGUGACUGUGUCACUUUCCCAGGGGAAUGUAAACCUCACCCUAACCUCUGACCUGGUUCAGCGUCCCACCCUGCUCUGUGAGAAAGACACUGGGACUAGAGGGAGCAUGCUUUUCGUCUUGUGAAUGUAAGCAGCCCACUUCCAAACUGAAGGGCUGAACACUGGUGCUGAGCUGAAUGCCCCUGGUGCUCUGAGGGGUUAAGAGGUGGGACCUGGUAUCUGCGGGGUUCUCAAGCUUAGCGUAGGCAGUUCUGGCUACCACUUCUCUGCAGAGCUCUCUCUUGACAGACCUGCGGAAGAGCUUCACAUUAAGACCUGCCAACGUUGUGUGCCCAGGCCCGCCAGCUCACAGGGAAGUGUUUUCUCAGGAGCAUGCCCGUCAGGACAAGUUAUUUCCUCUCACUAAGUCACUGCAGGGGGCCCUUCGAAUCUGCCCUCAGUGCUUGUCUCCAAGGGUAGGCACUAGUGGAGGACAACGAAUGCCAGGAUUUAGUGAAGCCGCCCGAAGUCCAGUCAGCCGUGGAAAGUACCAUGCUUGCCUACUGCAGCCGGCCAUUAUGCCACGACCGUUUUCUGUAUAAUUUUUCUCUCCAACCCAUGAACCAUCUUGUUCAGACCACAAGCUGACCAGAAAGUUGUCCUGAGAAUUUACCUUCACGACUGUAUUUUCUUUCCUUCCAAAAGUGGCAUUCUAGAUCAACAGAACUGAGCAGACUGUCCUUGCUUCUGAACAAAAGAACUCAAGAGACAGACAGACUGCCUAGGUUCAUUUACUAGCUGUGUCACUUUGGUCAGGUCACUUUGCCUCUCUGGGCCCCAGUUCUCACAACUCCAAGAUGGAGACAGUCCCUACAUAUCAGUAUUAUGGUUAUGGUGGAACAAGAUCAUGUAACGAAAACAAGGCCCAGCACAUACUAAGUGCUGUCCAAGUGGAACACUCCCCAACUUACUCUUCCUAGUAGGAAGAGCGCUGCAAGAUGGAAAACCACCCUGGCAGUGGUGCUGUGGCUCGCCUGACAUAGACGUGUCCAGCCAUUAGAUCUAAGCACGAAACACGUUCCCACACUGAGCGGAAGUGGAAGAGGGGUCUGUGGCUCAGGCGUUGGCUGUCAGAAGUCCCAGCUCUUGUGGGGGACGGAGCAGCGCCUACAGAUUGCCUGGGCAGCUGGAAACAUCUUCCCCACAUUAAAAGGUUUCCGUGACAA